Messenger RNA from Microthlaspi erraticum, 564 nucleotides. The record is from the annotation of a GenBank genome assembly. Lineage: Eukaryota; Viridiplantae; Streptophyta; Magnoliopsida; Brassicales; Brassicaceae.
AUGGUGUCCGGAGAAGUCCCUAGUAGUUUUGAUGCUUACAAGAGGAAGAAGUUCUUCAAGGAUGCUAGGCACUACUAUUGGGAUGAGCCUUACUUGUACAAGAGAGGACCAGACAGCAUUUACAGGAGAUGCAUAGCUGAAGAGGAUGUACAAGGAGUUCUUGAGCAUUGCCAUGGGUCAGCUUAUGGAGCAAGUUACAUCGCCAAGUGUGAUCCAUGCCAAAGGAAAGGAGGGAUCACCAAGAGGGAUGAAAUGCCACUAAACCCAAUUCUAGAAGUUGAGAUCUUUGAUGUAUGGGGAAUAGACUUCAUGGGACCUUUCAAACCCUCCUCAAACGGGCACAACUACAUUUUGGUUGCUGUGGACUAUGUGUCCAAAUGGAUUGAAGCCAUCCCCUGCCCAGCCUGUGAUGCUAAGGUUGUUAUCAAACUGUUCAGAACCAUCAUCUUUCCAAGAUAUGGCAUCCCAAGGGUUGUUAUUUCGGAUGGAGGUUCCCAUUUCAUCAACAAGGUGUUUGAGAAGUUGAUGAAGAGUUAUGGAGUCAAGCACAAGGUUGCUACGUGA